AUGAAUGAACUGAAUUCAGCUGGAGUGAAGGGCCAGCACUCGGAGGAGAAUUGUGAUGGGCUGUGGUCCAGCUUCCAGAACUUAGUGUCCUCAACGCUGAAUGACGAAGACUUCAUUGGGUACCGAAAGCAGCUGGAAACCCUGAAAAGGUGUUCCUAUUACAUCAAGAUCUCCUACAGAGACCCACUUCCAUGGAACGAGAGUCCCACCUUCUCCAUCCAGGAUCUGAUCGGCCGUGGAAAGUUCCAGCAGCUGAAGAAAUUUGGCAGCAGCCAGGUGAAGAUCCAGCUGUGGCUGCUGGAGGAGCUCUUAGAGCUCUUAGAGCGAGAGAAGGAUGAGGCCAUGGUCAUGUUGGACAUUAACAACGAGGCUUUUUUCACUCAGGAGCCUGAUGCCAUUCAAAAGAAGCUGAACACAGCCUUGUUGGACUUCAACUUCAGCCUUCCUGGGCCUCUGCACUUCACGCACCGGAUCAUGAUAGAGUCAACCAGGACCAUGGAUCUGCACAUCCAGCUGGACCUUGUUAGCGAAAUGCCCGUAAAUUUUGACCGGACUGCCUCAGUGGCGUUAACAAAGAGCGUCCGCCUUUACUGGCGCGUGGCGGGCCCUGAGCAGGGUGAGGCUGGCCUGGAUUAUGAGAUCCGCUACAAGCUCUGCGCAGACGAAGUGCUGGACACUCUGGCAUGUGAAGAUCAGCAACAGCCAGGGGAGGAACCGGGAGUGUCCACCAGGGAAGUUUCCGGAGGACCUACCAUUUCAGAAGACACACAGCAUCUGGUUAUUAUCACUUGCUCCAAUAGCAUUAAGAUCAACAGCUUGAUUCCAGACAGGAGCUAUGAGUUUACUGUCAAAAGAGCCAGCUCCACCUGCUGGGUAUAUGGCUCAUGGAGCGAUACCAUUGUCCUCAAGACUUUACCUUGUCCUGUAGGGUCUACCAACCAUAAGAACAAGAGGUGGGUUUACAACUUUUAA
Messenger RNA from Conger conger (European conger), 972 nucleotides. Its product is annotated as fibronectin type III domain-containing protein 11-like. The coding region runs from base 1 to 972 and encodes 323 amino acids. NCBI's taxonomy places the organism in Eukaryota, Metazoa, Chordata, Actinopteri, Anguilliformes, Congridae. Gene Ontology annotation, molecular function: protein binding. The transcript has a single exon. The record is from RefSeq and is a predicted model, not a curated record.